CCUUGAGGCUCGUGAUGUAGUUGCGCUGUGAUUGGAAGCGGAGAACCGUCGACCAGCAACCCCUCUGUCUCUCAUUGGCGAAGGACUAUCUUUCGGCUCUGGCUCUCGCGGGGCUGCUGUACGAAGAUGGCGGCCGAACUGGUGGAAGCGAUGAACAUGGUGAAGAAUUUUCGGGUGUCUGACCUGCAGACGCUGCUGGCCUCCAUGGGCCGCAGUAAAAGUGGUCUGAAGCAGGACCUGGUGGGACGGGCGCUGAGGCUGGUGCAAACAGAGUGCAGCCCAGAGCUGCUGAAGAACGUGCGGCAGCUCUAUGAGUCACGCUUCCCCAAGGCGUCGGGUUGGCUGGCUGCCCGGCGCCCGGAGGGGGUCUCUGUGGCCUAUUCCUCCCUCAGCUCCUCGCCCACUGGCACACAGGGCACAGACUACCUCAACGGCAUCCCCAAGCUGUCCUCCACACCAGCAGCUGAGGUCAAGCUGGUGUCACUGCCCUUUUACCAAACUCUGGAGAAGCUGUUGCUGCCAACGGAGCUGAUUGCCCAGAACAGUGAGAAACUGCAGGACAGUCAAUGUGUAUUUGAGUUAACACAGAGCCAAGCGGACCAAGUCAGAAACUCAACUGAGCUUCGGCCAGGAAUGAAGGCAAUCCAGGUGGUUCUUAGAAUCUGUUACACAGACUCCAUCGGUGUCCAGGAAGAUCAGUACCCUCCCAAUAUUGCUGUCAAAGUCAACCAGUCUUACUGUCAUGUACCGGGUUACUACCCUUCUAAUAAGCCAGGUGUGGAGCCGCGUCGGCCCUGUCGCCCAGUCAACAUCACACCUUGGUUACAACUCUCCACUGCCACCAACCGGGUCACUGUCACAUGGGGCAACUUCGGCAAGCGCUACUCUGUGGCAGUGGAUUUAGUGAGGGUCUUCACAUCAGCAGAGCUCUUCGGCCAACUCAAACACUGCUCAGUGGAGAGUGCAGAACGCUGUCGUGAACGCAUCCAGGACAAGCUACGCUUUGAUCCAGAGAGCGAGAUCGCUACCACAGGGCUACGGGUGUCCCUCAUCUGUCCUCUGGUGAAGAUGCGGAUAGGUGUUCCAUGUCGGGUGAUCACCUGUGCCCACCUGCAGUGUUUUGACGCGAUCUUCUUCCUGCAAAUGAAUGAGAAGAAGCCCACGUGGACCUGCCCUGUGUGUGACAAGCAGGCUCCCUUUGAGCUGCUCACCAUCGAUGGGCUGGCAUCUGAGAUCUUAAAAGAGACCCAUGAGGAUAUUGAGGAGAUUGAAUAUCUGACUGACGGUUCUUGGAGACCCAUCCGAGAUGAGAAGGAGAAGGAGAGGGAACGCAGCAACACGCCUGACUACCCUGUUCUGGAUAUAUGUGUUCCUGAGUUAAAUGGCCACUCCCCGGCCCACAGUAGCACCAGCCAGACGGGGAAGUCAGGAGCUGGGUCCACGGCGGGGGGGGCGGGAGGAGGAGUGGUGGUUGAUCUGACUCUAGACUCUGAGGAGGAGGGGGGAGGGGCUGGAGGAGACAGCGACGACACUGAGGACAGCCAGGACAGCCCCGCCCCCAAGAGGGGCCGAUACGACUAUGACAAGGACCUGGUCACAGCGUACUGACUGGCGGACUGACCCCACAGACUGGGAGAGAGGGUUGGGCUAAGUUGGAGGACUGGAAAUCAUUAGUCCCUACUACAUCACCCGCCCCCACUACUCUAGCAUAUAUUCACACAGACACAUGCACAUAUAUGCACUGUCAACCUCUGGAGUGGUUAGGCUUCCUCAAUACACCACUGGAAAAAGCAGCUCUCUGACACUUGUGACCCUCCCCCUCCCAGCAUUCAAAUUCUGUAUCCUCCAUCAUAAAGACCAUUGAAAAGAGUAACCUCCUGAACUAUUUAUCCCCUCCAUCUUCUUGUACUUUGUAUUUGACUUGAACUUAAGGCUCUCAAAGCCACAAGCAUUUGGUGUUUGCGUCUCAGAAUUUCGUCACUUUUUGUGAUCGCAGGCAGUGGGAGAUAUGGAGCCUCCUCCGUAGUUCAGUGGUAAGAGGUCAAAAUAACUUAAAUGAAUCAUUUGGGACACGAACAACAGACUAGAUUUUUCUGGAAUAUGAUUAAAUUGAACAGCACCCAUACUUUUUCUUUCUGUUUAAUUUAUUCAGAGAAUGAAAAUAAAUUAGCUCUAACAAAACCUUUCCCCAUUUUUAUUGUCUUUAAAUGCUGACAACCUACCUCAGUCAUACACAGCAAACUUACUUGACCAGAGAGAGUAGUACCUGAACUAAGGUUGCUAUAGUAUUUAACAAGAGGGUCUAUUUUUAUUUAUUUUAUUUUUUUCACUCACCCGCCUCACUUUUCCAAACCAUUUAUAUAUGGCCUUUCUAAGGAAUGGGUUAUUGGAAUCAGGGUCGUGUUUAUUAGGGCACAUGUUGCAAAACAAAUUUUUAUGGUUUGUAACAGAAAAUGAGCAUUUCUUAUUGGACAAGUACAGUUGGUACCUCCCUAUUUAACUCCAUUAGAGCAUUUUUGUUCCAAUUUGUGCCUACUGAAUACGACCCAGGAAUGCUGUGUCUUUGACAAGUUCUUGUAUAUACCCCUCACUGCAUUGAAAUCUACGAUUUGAUUUGGUGGCUGAAUUCAUAUGACAAGCAAUUGUCUUUGUGGAGAGUUUGCAAAAACAAGCAGUUAUCAUUUGAUGUUUUGGAACAUGCUCUUUUCAGAUUCUUCCUAGUGUUCUGUUUUGCCAGUGUUGUUCAUAUUGAUCAAGGAAACAAAUGCAGGAUGUAUUCUUUUCACUUGCCUAUUUCAUGUCAGUUUUCCACAGUUGGAUAGUCUAGAGACUGACUACUGCUGCAUUCAACCUUCCCCUGAUAUCCUGAGAGCUUUGCAGGGUUUUGAACUGGACUCGUUUUUUUCUUUCUGUUUUUUUUUUAUUGAACAAGGCUCUAACUAAAGAAUGAUCAUGUCACAAAUAUUACCAUCCACACAAUUGGUCAAGAUCAUGUUGAGGCAAUUGUACCAAACAGAUUUGGGUCAGUUAUCUCUUGUUGUUAGGUCAGAUUUGGGUGCCUUUUUUGUUUUGAGUUAAGAUUGGUGGAGGCUGGAGCCCACAGUCGUUUGGCUACUUGAGCUGGUCUACACAGGAAGGCUCAGUAAGAAAAUUAAUUAACUUAUUUUUUUUCUUUUCCCUGGAGUGGAGGACUUGAGGGAUGUAUCUUCAGAUCUGGAAUGGGAUUAAUUUGUUAGUGUCGUCAUCCUUUUUGACUUAAUUUUCUUCGUCUUAAGUAUUUUAUUUAUUGAUAAUUGAUUGCUUCACGUCUUUUAUUUGAAUGGCAGUUUAUAUUAAAAUGUACAUAUGUCUCAAUGGAAAGAGUGCUUUACCAGAGCAUUUAUAUACGGCUCUGAUCUGUACACGUUUUCAGUAAGGGAUGGCAGAACCCUUACGAAGCUUGGUCUUUUUGUGGAACAGUGAAUGAUUGCAGCACAAAGCACUGCCAUUGUUAGACAGGUUCCAUUCCUUUUCCUCUGAGGAAAUUUAGCACUUCUAACCAAUGACACAUUCUGCCUCCUCCCAGUUCAAAGAUAUUACCCUCAGAAAUCAGCAUUUAUUAUCACAUAGAUCCUAGAUGAAUGUCCUUUACAUCCGUAAUAGCUUCUUCAGAGGAGCUUUUUUCCACAGGCACAGUUAAAAUUGUAAUAAACAGUUCAUCUUUUGAUGUUGUUGAGAGAAUUUGGCUACAUGGAUGGUAUUAGUUUAAAUAUCCUCUCACUUUUAUUUACUUUCCAGGUCAUUAGAUUCCUCACCCCUCAUUCAGAACUGUAGAGAUGGCAUUUCUGUUUUUAUAGAACUGUGUGUUCUGAAUUCCAAACAUGUCUCAAAUGGUAUUGAUGAUGCAUGCAUUUGACUAGCAUAUUGAUGUUUUGUGAUCAUCCUGAAUUCAGACUUGCGUAGACAUUUUGUCCAAAGUGUAGUAGUAUACCUAAUCUAAUGAGAUGGUAACGAGCUGAGGAAACUUAUGGGCUCUGGUCUUUUAUGUUAACCUGGUCUUCCAAUAUUCUGCAGUACUCAUGACAUGUCCAUAUAGCUUGCGGAUUGUUAUACCGAUUGGUGAGUCCUGUAAACAUGGGAAACCCGCAAUGAUUGAUGGCACUUUCUGUAAAAGAAAGUCAAACCGUAGCCGUGUCCCUGAAUAUGACAGUCGUUGUACAACUUAAUGCAUUUAAGCAACAUGUUAAUACAUCUUGCAGAAUUUAAUCUUCAACUAACAUAAAUUACUUUACAGAUUUAAAUCACAUUGUUUAAAUUUAAAGGUGCAAAAGUGUAGAAGAACAUCGCUGCACAGAUGAGAUUUCCUCAAGCUUUUUCAUAUCGUGGGCAAGGUGAGAGGUGAAGUACAUGUUGUUUCUAAGGAACUCAAUUAUAAUAAUGCUUAAGGUAGCAUGAGCAGUGGCUUGCAAUCUAUGAUGUAAAUGUUUUGUUUGUCUUUUUAUAUGUUCAUAUUAAAAGACAAUACAAUUAAAAUAUUUUAUUAAGCUUUGAAUUGCCUCCAGUUGUUCCAAAAGUCCAAUAAAAUCACAAAUACCAGUGUUGGAACUGAUGCCACUUUAGGUGUAAGAGAGGUGGUUGAGGUGUAGAUUGGUGUGAUGUCCUGUACCUGACACAUUUGUCUCCUGUUCAAAAAGAACUACAAUUCUAAAAAAUCGUAUUCGAACACCUGUUAUUGAUGUGUGGAACUAAUUAAAACAUUUUAAAAUCGAA
This is a messenger RNA of Oncorhynchus kisutch (coho salmon), 4749 nucleotides long. RefSeq names its product E3 SUMO-protein ligase PIAS4-A. Gene Ontology annotation, biological process: regulation of transcription by RNA polymerase II; protein sumoylation. Bases 127 to 1608 code for a protein of 493 amino acids. NCBI's taxonomy places the organism in Eukaryota, Metazoa, Chordata, Actinopteri, Salmoniformes, Salmonidae. The record is from RefSeq and is a predicted model, not a curated record. Gene Ontology annotation, cellular component: chromatin. The transcript is spliced from 11 exons. Gene Ontology annotation, molecular function: transcription coregulator activity; SUMO ligase activity; zinc ion binding.